AUGAGCUUCAAUUACCCGGAGUUUCUCCAUAAGGUACCGAAGAAUAAUGGUGAUGAAGUUUCUAAUACUGAGCCCCAAGCAUCUCCCAAAUCAAGACCUGAAAAUCAUUUGGGCCAAUUAGAUUAUCCUUCAGACCCAAAAGAUACUCUUAGUGGCGCAUCACUUGGUGAAGCUUUCCAACUGGAAUUGGAAUUGCUGCCGGAUAAAUUUGAUUUACUUUAUAACAAAUUGGCUUCUUAUACCAAUAGAAGAGAAUCCAUAGAUGCUAAUUUGAAUCUUCUGCCUGUUUCAAGUGCAUUUAAUCAUCAUCAAUUAAUGCCGAAUAAUAGUAAUACUUCAACUUUCACUGAUGUUUUCAAUUUACCCAUAGAAUUACAAGGUGGAGUGGGGACUAUAAGCUCAAGACGUCCCAGUUAUGCUGCUGAAUCAUUCACUAGAUCAAUGGCCUUACCACCAAUUUCAUUCAAUCCUUCAGGCGUAUCACCAAAUCCAGCAUCAAUUGGUAUCCCUGAUAGUUUAUCACAACAGAAUCAAAACCCCAAUCCACCUGAAAGCCCAACUUCAAUGUCCAGUAAAAAUGUUCCUCAACAACAACAACAACAACCAUUCCCACGUUACAAUGACUUUCAGAACCAUAGUCAAAACCGUCCUGCCUUCUCCCAGAAUUAUUUCGAUCAAUUCAAUGAUUCAUUUGCCAAUUUCAAUUUGAAUUCCAACUUCAACGAUUUCCAAGCAAGAAGACCUUCUCAAUUGGUUGACUUUGGCCAUUUUCAACAUCAUUACCAACCUCAAUUGCCCUCCAUUAAAAGUAGUGGUGCUGCUAAUAAUGGUAGUAAUAAUAACAAUGAUAAUAGUGGCUCAGUUCCAGGGUCUUCUCGUGCUUAUAUUCAACAACAUAGAGAUAACUUUCCACCUCCUCCAAUGUCUGCACCAAUGUUCCAUCCACCUUAUAUGGGAAAAAGUGGUGGUUUUAAUGGUGGUCAACUUGGAAAUGCAACAAAUUCUAAUGGAGAUCCCAUCAUAUUAGAAAAUGGAUUAAUGCUUAAGGAUCAAUAUAUUAUAACUUCUCCCGAGUUAAAGAGAUUAUACAUGAAAACUUUAAAGUAUUAUCAAAACCCUCAUAUUUCAACAAAGAUUAUUAAUGAAUUAAAUGGACUAUUGGCUAAUCCUAUAAUUUUGAAAUUAAUUGGAUUUAUUAAAAACCUUAAUAAUCUUACAUUUAAUCACAAAAUGCUUUGUCUUGUGAUUAAUAAAAAUGGGAAGUUUGAUUUAUUAUCUUGCCCUAUUAAUUCGAAUAUUUAUCUUCAAAAAGAUGAUUUGGUUAUUGUUGAUGGGGAUAGAGGGAAAGAUUUAGUAAUGAUAGCGGAACCAUUGGUUAAUUUAAAUUUUGCUAUUCUUUUCAACUUUCUUAAGAAACUAGAACAUUUGAAAAGUUUGACUAUUAUAGAUGGUGGAGGAACUGUAACAGGAAGAGGUUCCAAAAAGUCUAGUGGGUCUGGUACUCACCUGACAUUACUUAAUGCUUCAGCUAUUAUCAAUGCUCAUUCUAAUGAAGAUAAUGAGUUUAUUAUUACCUUACCUACCAAACAAGUAUUAAGAUUAGCAACCCCAGAAGAAGUUCAUGAGAUUAGUGGGAAAUUCCUUGAAGAAAAGAAAGCAUUUAUUACAUGCCAUAACAAGAUUAAGGAAUUGAAUUUAGAAUGUGAUUUGCAAUUAAUAAAUGUGGAAUAUCAACUGGAUUUUAAGAAGCUUUUCUUUUAUUAUUUUGCUAACUUUAAACGAAUUGAUUUUAGAGUUUUAAUCAAAGAGCUUUUCAAGAUUUAUAAAACCAGAAUUUGGUUAUGUGCUGUUUUACCUUAUGAUAGACCUGAGAUGUAUGUUUCAGGAUAUUCAAAGAAGAAGGAAGUAACGGAAUCCUCAAAGGACCAAAGCAAUAAACUUAUCCCUGCAGAAUAUGACUUGACCAAUGAUCAAAUUCUUAAUUUUUCCAUCAACGAAUUGAACAACCUACAAGACCCUUCAUAUUUCCACCUGAUUAAUUUAUUGAAUUUGAUUGAACAUUUAAAAUCAGAAGCAAAGGGAUACUUUUACGGAUUUGGUAAUUCUAAACAAGAUCAACAAGAACAACAAAACUAUAACUCUUCCAGGGACUACAAGUUAUCAGGAAGGAUGCCAUCUAGCUUUGAUCCAUUUGCUGGGAAAUAG
Lizanozyma spartinae is the source of this 2205-nucleotide messenger RNA. RefSeq names its product Psp1p (gene PSP1). The transcript has a single exon. The coding region runs from base 1 to 2205 and encodes 734 amino acids. Gene Ontology annotation, cellular component: cytoplasm. NCBI's taxonomy places the organism in Eukaryota, Fungi, Ascomycota, Pichiomycetes, Serinales, Debaryomycetaceae. The record is from RefSeq and is a predicted model, not a curated record.